Oreochromis aureus is the source of this 7089-nucleotide messenger RNA. RefSeq names its product integrin, alpha V (gene itgav). The record is from RefSeq and is a predicted model, not a curated record. The transcript is spliced from 32 exons. Gene Ontology annotation, molecular function: integrin binding. NCBI's taxonomy places the organism in Eukaryota, Metazoa, Chordata, Actinopteri, Cichliformes, Cichlidae. Gene Ontology annotation, biological process: integrin-mediated signaling pathway; cell-matrix adhesion; angiogenesis. Gene Ontology annotation, cellular component: external side of plasma membrane; integrin complex.
CUUGACACACUUACCCACACCAUACAACAUACACACACACACAGUGUCGCGGCCUCUCCCCGAGCUUGUUCCGAGAUUACGCCGCUUUCAUCGGUUAGACAAACUAACGAAUCGCCGGUGAAAGACUGACUCUGCCCCCGCCCUGCGCUGUGUGUAACGCUGGUUAGCUCCGGUACAAGCUGGGAAUGUGUUUUAUUUAACAAUUACAUGACGACUUGUUCUCUGUACGGUUGCGGGGGGGACGCUUGUUAGCAGGGCUGAGAUUUUAGGCAUUUUAAAGUUACACCGUGGGUGCAUACAGGCCACAACACCUCUAAGCUAACUGAUUAACUUGAUAAGGGACAGACAACAUCUUGGGCGUCUGUGUUUGUGUCGGUGAAGCCGCGGAGAUCUCCAGCAGCAGCCAUGGCAGGGACACGGACAGCUGCUGUGCUGGUCCUGGUGUGUUUACACUUCCAUCGCUCCGGCUCUUUCAACCUGGAUGUGGAUAAUUCCAUCGUAUACUCCGGACCUGAGGGGAGCUACUUCGGCUUUUCGGUGGACUUCUUUAAGGCUUUAAACAACCUAAAGUCAGACGUUCUGAUUGGAGCUCCUCGAGCUAACAUGUCUUCGGACAGCAUUGUGGAGAGAGGAGUAGUGUACAGCUGCCCCUGGAGCGGUUCCAGCGCCUGUCAGCAGCUGCUGUUUGACAACAAAGAUGACAGGAUGAAUAAUGGGGCUAAGAUGGAGUUUAAAUCCAAACAAUGGUUCGGUGCGUCAGUGCGAUCUGAUGGAGAACACAUUCUGGCGUGUGCUCCCCUUUACCAGUGGUCGACCUUUGGCGUCUCUGAGCGUGAGCCUGUGGGAACUUGUUACCUGAAGAAAGGAAACCAGGUGGUUGAAUACUCGCCCUGCAGAACAGAUAAAAACUCACCAGAAGGGCAGGGCUUCUGCCAGGCUGGCUUCAGUGUCGAUUUCCUUAAGAACGACAACAGGGUGGUGGUGGGAGGACCUGGCAGCUUCUACUGGCAGGGCCAGCUGAUCUCUGAUGACGUCUCAGAGAUUUUUAACCGCUUGAAUAAUGACUACAUCACCCGUUAUGGAAACACGCUCUCCACCAAGUCAGCCAAUGCCCAGUAUGACGACAGUUAUCUUGGAUACUCUGUAACAGUUGCAGACUUCAAUGGCGAUGGAAAGGACGAUUUUGUGACUGGAGUACCGAGGGGGGAGAAGGCGCUGGGUUACGUGAACAUCUUUAACGGCGCAGUCAUGGAGUCCAUGAUCAACUUCACAGGGUCACAGAUGGCUGCGUACUUUGGACAUUCAGUUGCAGCUUUUGAUGUCAACAAUGACGGUAAUAUGGAUGUGUUCAUUGGAGCUCCCCUCAUGGACAGAGCCUCAUGAAGGAGGUGGGACACAGCACACACUGUGUCUGUCUAUCUUGGUCGGGGUGGAUUUUCCUUCCAACCACCUCAGUUGCUCACUGGUACACACAUUUACGCCAGAUACGGCUCUGCCAUUGCAGCGCUAGGAGACCUGAACAUGGAUGGCUACAACGAUGUGGCCAUCUCUGCUCCUUACGGAGGCCCCAACCAUAAUGGUUUGGUUUACAUCCAUAAUGGCAGCCCUCAGGGGCUCAAAGCAACACCAUCCCAGCGCCUGGAGGGCAAAUGGGCAUCCAGUUACAUGCCCCCUAGCUUUGGGUACUCCAUGUCUGGAAAUACUGACAUAGACCAGAAUGGAUAUCCAGAUUUAAUAGUUGGAGUGUUUGGAGCAGACAAAGCCGUUUUAUACAGAGCCCGUCCAGUGAUCAGUGUAAAUGCCACGUUGGACAUCACACCCCUGAUCAUCAACCCUGAGGAAAAGAACUGCACACUGUCUGGUACCAACACGCCUGUAUCAUGUUUUAAGGUGAAGUACUGUCUGAAGGUCAGCGGCCAUAGGGCUCCAGACCUGCUCACUUUCCGAGUGGACCUCAUGUUGGACCGCUUGAAGCAGAAGGAGGCGACUAAGCGUGUCCUCUUCCUGUACAGUCGCACCUUUCAGUACUCCAAAGACAUGACCGUGUCCAACGGCAAAGGGCCGGCCUGCGAGGAGCAGAUGGUCUACCUGAGGGAUGAUCGAGAGUUCCGGGAUAAGAUCACUCCCAUCUCAGUGUCGAUGGAGUACAGUAUGAACUACCAGCAGGCUGCAGACAAAACGGGAUUGCAGCCUAUUGUUGACAUGUCAUCUCCAUCUGAAAUCAACAAGCAGGUUCAUAUCCUGUUGGACUGUGGGCCUGACAACAUCUGCAAACCUGACCUCAAGCUGUCGGUUAAAAGUGACCGUGACCAGAUUUACAUUGGCGAUGAUAACGCUCUGACCCUCGAGAUCACAGCUGAGAAUCAAGGCGAGGGAGCCUACGAGGCCGAACUCCACAUCUACCCUCCGCAGCAGGCUGACUUCAGCGGCGUCGAUCGCAGUCAGACCCUGUCUAGGCUGUCCUGUGCCUACAAGAAAGAGAACCAGACUAAAAUGGUGGUGUGUGACCUAGGAAACCCCAUGAAGGGAGGGACUAAGGUGGUGGCUGAGUUGGGGUUCAGCGUGCACCAGCUAUCAGAGGAUGACACAUCUGUCCGCUUUGACCUGCAGAUAGUCAGCUCUAACCAGUUUGACAACACCAGUCCCAAAGUCACCAGCGUCAUCAAACUGGCUGUACUCGCUAAAGUCUCCAUCAGAGGGUCUUCAUCUCCUGGUCAGGUGUUUAUUCCUAUCGCCAACUGGAAACCGAGAGACCCUCCUGUGGUCGGUGACGACAUCGGACCACAAAUAGUACACGUCUACGAGCUUCUGAACAACGGUCCCAGUACGUUCAGCAAGGCAGCGCUGGAGGUCAAGUGGCCGUACCAGUUUAGAAACGGCUCUCUGCUCUACAUCAUCAGCUACGACACAGAGGGACCCAUCAACUGCACCACUGAAAUACAGAUAAACCCACUCAAUGUCUCUAACCCACUGAGCUCCUCAAAGAACACCAGCACUGUUACGCCUGGAGGACGAGAGUCGGAGGGACGGAAUCAAAAAAGCGUCCGCCAGAGGAGAGAUCUGGAGUCCAGAAAUGCAGAGAACGACCUGCAGACACUGGACUGCCACACAGCUAAGUGUCUGACACUGAAAUGUCAGGUUGGUCGUCUAGAAAGGAGGAAGAACGCCAUCCUCUUCAUCUACUCCAGACUGGAUGUCAACAACUUCCUCAGGCCUGAGAAUCAGAAUCGUUCCUACGUGAUACAAUCAACGGCUAGCUUCAGUGUGAUCGAGAUGCCGUACAAGAACCUGGAGAUGGAGCUACCAUCCAAUAGCACCACAGUGAGUGUAUCAGUGGUUUGGGUGGCUGAGCCUCCUCCACCAGUGCCAGGCUGGGUGGUGGCUCUGGCUGUACUGGCAGGACUGCUGCUGCUGGCGCUGCUUAUUUUCAUCAUGUACAAGUUGGGUUUCUUUAAGAGAGUCCGCCCCCCACAGGAGGACUGCACUGAAAAGGAGCAGCUGCAGCCGGAGGAGAACGGAAACACUGAUGCCUAGAUGUCAAACUGUGAGGGACUGAUGGCAAAUCAGUAGGGGGGAAAAAGAAAUCAGGGUAAAAAGGCCUCUGAGAGCAUUUCACUGUAUUGACUGUUGGAUGGCAGAUAAUGAUAUUGAUUUAAGAUUUAAUGUGGUGAUUUUUAUUUUUAUUUUGUUUUUUAAAAACUUGUCAAGUUGUAUUUGUGCCAAAAGAGAAUCUGGAAAACGUCGAUCAAACAAAAUCCACAAAAUUUAGUGUUAAAGGAGCAGUUUGAUGAUUCCUAAGAAGCUGCAUCACAGUGUGUGUGUGUGAUGUCUGAAUGACGCUGAUGUUGCGAACUGCAGAUGUUUUGUGAGUUCACACAUACAUUUGUUUAAUUUGUGAGAGUCACAUGAUCAGAUUGCCUGCUUUAAAAAUAUCAGCUUGAUUAGCUUACCUUAGCAUGGGACUGGAAACAAAGAAAAUCCACCUCAUCUUUUCGCAUUAAUGAUAUUAAAAAUCACAACACUAAGUAUUUAUAUAAACAUUUAAUAAAUGUUUUUUGUUCCCUAAAAUCAUUAUUGAUAAAAUAUGUUAAAAUGCAUUUACAAACUAGCUGUGAGAGUUAGCAAGUCGAUCUGUUGUAUUGUAUUCAACAUUUGAAAAAUGCAGAAAUUCAUAUUUACAAUUCAAGCUUUUAAAAUUAAACAAGCUACAACAUAUUAGUGAACAUUAAUGCUGUCAGGCAGAUCUUGUUAUCUCUUCACAGAACCAGGCUAGCUGUUUCCUAGCCAAGCUAAUCCACUGCAGUUUCAUAAUUAAUAUUCAAACACAAACCUGGUGUCAUUCUGAACAUCUAACAUGUCCAAAACCGUUGAGCUAUUCCUUUAACAUAUUGAGAAACUAAUGGUUUUGUUCCAGCAUGAAGUUAAAAUCAAAAUUACAGUUUUCCAGAAGUUAUGAGAAGCAUAAACCAUCUUAAUUUGCACAUUUUCCAUCCAAACACAAAUCCAGCACUAAGAUAAACGGCCUUGUUGUUAUGUUACAGUCAAGUCAUUGUUUUAGAGUUUCUACAGAGCAGUUAAUUAUUAAUACAACCAGUGAUAUUAAAGGAAAUAAAGGUGUGUAUAAAGGCUGAUAACUAAAAAUGUAAAAAGCAGUGCUGUCAGUGCUAAUCUCGUUAAAAUGAUGCUAAGGCCAUAACCGCAUUAAGGUGGCAAAUCUGCUUUAGUGAGUUAGCGCGGAACGCCCCAUGCGUGGGGCUGCACAGCGUCAACGCGUUUGCGUGGUUAGCUUGUUAACGCCGUCCAGCCCCACGCACGGAGCGUUAACGUCAUCUUAAGGAGAUUAACACUGACAGCACUAGUAAAAAGUAAAGAAGAAAUGAGAGAAACACCGUUUAGCCUCACCGUUAUGAGUGUUGAUGUUGCAUAGAUUGUCCACCAGAGGGCACUCUGCAACUUUUCGGUUGAAAAUGUGGAACACCACAAACACGAUAGCCAGCUGAUCCAAGCAGAACGUAAACAAAUAAAACACAUAUGUCACAUUGUUGUGCCAUAUUAUCUUAGUAUGGACUCAAAUUAUUACUACGCAAAACAAAUGUUUGUUUCAUAUGUGAGAAUAUCGGCCGAUAUAUUGAAUUUUUUUUUUUCUUUUUGUUCUAGUGAUGUGAUUAGUUGUGAUCAACCAGCAAUGUAAAAACAAACAAUAACAAAGCAAUACGGUAACUGAAGCAGCUAGUUAGCUGCAUUCAGGUCUUUUUAGAUUUUGGGGUAAAACUGGUUUAUCUGCUGUAGCAUGGGAUGAUGGGAAGGUCACAAUAAUAUAUUUGCCCUUAUGUACGCUUGUUUUUUCUCUUCCUGCUUUGUGUGUGGGGUAGCUGAUCUGAUUUUCUCUUGUAUGAGUUUGCUUUGGGAUGUUGGUGGUUGUUUCCUUUGUAUUUUGUACACAACAUUGAUUAGAGUUUUAGAAGUUUGUCCAGCUUUUUUCAACACAAUCAAGAAAUUGUUUGGCCAAAUGUAAUUUUGUUUGUGCAGAAAAUGGUUGAAAAUCAUUUUAAGUUCUGUCUGAUUGGUCAUUCCACAGAAGCCUCGUACCUCGCAUCAUUAUGUUGAACCUGAUGUUAUGUUGUGUCUCUGCAAGCAAAGAGCUGUAACUGGCUGAGAAAAUGUUUCAGGCUGUACGGAAACUGGUUUAUAUUUGCUGUACAUUUCUAGCUUUGUAAAUAGUUUCCAGUAAUAGAGUAAAUGCAUUCUAGAUCCUAACAAGUAUCGAUAAAUGAACAAUUUCAGUCAUUUUUCAAGUGAAUAGAUAAACGUUUUUAAAAAUUUCGUAGGAUUUUUUAUUUUUAACCUGACCAAUGGAUGAAAGUAUUAAAGUAUUUAAGACAUUACACAUUUUAAUGUUUAAGAUUUGUCAACAUGUGGAAACAGCAAUAGUAACUAUGGGGGUGGAGCUUAACAGACUAUUAGUAAUAUUACAUUAAAACAAGUGAGAACCUGGCAAAGUAUGGGCUGUUAUAAUGUUAGUGAGUUGCGACUUGAGUGUUGACCAGUGUGUGUUGACAUGAUCACUUGGAUUGGAUUGUGUAUUUGCAAGCAUGUGAUUGGUUAAUGCUUCAUUACGUCAUUGUUGUCACUAGUUGAGGCCAGUUCAGCUCACACAGCAGCAAGCAUCGAGUUUCACUUUGUAGUUUUUAAUCACAAACUUCUUUUUAAAAAGACUUUUAGUCCUUUUCACUGAAUUGGUUGUGACAGUUUUUCCUGCACUGAGGCCUUUUGGAUUUCUACUUAUUUACAUUCAGAUUUCAGACUGGCAGCUUUGCUGGGAACAAGUUAAAACAAACGCAGGUUUCUAUUUUGUGUUUUGAGUAUACGUUUGCUCUAAUACUUAAGAAAAAAAAUACUUUGCUAUUUACCCAUAUUGGGUUCGCAUUAUAAAUUAAUGUUUAUGGCUGAUUAUAGGUUUACAAAUAUAAUAAUGCAGGUAACUUUCAUCAUAAAAUAAGACUUUAAAAGCACGUUAUACAUCAUUGUUUUCUUUCAGUGGCAUCUUAACCAAUACUUUGAACCAACUUGUCCUACUUGAGCAAAGAGUCGUGUGUUUGUGUGGGAGUCAAAACUGAGCGGCUUCAGUGGACUGUUCAUUUUUUCCCAUAAAAGUAAAUUAGACCAAAACAGCAUGUUUCUCUUUGCCAGGAGUCAGUUGGACAGAAAUCUGUUCAUUUCAGUAUCAGUCAUUUAGAAUUACUCAGAAAAGCUGCACAUCACUAAAACAUUUACUUCUGUCCUAAAAUCUUUGAUAUGACCUUAUUGUCAGCACUCAGUCCUGACCGAUGAUGUAAAAGCCUUUGGUGAGUAGAAGAGUUUGUGUUAAAUAUUGAGGAAUAAUAAAAAACAAAGCCUCCUGGCAGAUCCGAGUGAUUUGCAGCCAGUCAUUUGUAUUUUCUAUUGCUCCGUGUUUCUUUCUGCCCUGAGAAAAUAUUGACUAUUUUUGAUGUACGUAUUCUUUCACAUAGAGAAUAAAAAAGUGAUUUCAUAAAGAGAUGAUUUUACCUUUAAACUAAAAUAAACUGAUUUGUUCACAUCUGUUCAGUA